Molecule: messenger RNA, 945 nt
Organism: Trypanosoma rangeli
Lineage: Eukaryota; Euglenozoa; Kinetoplastea; Trypanosomatida; Trypanosomatidae
Exons: 1
Coding region: 1-945 (314 amino acids)
Cellular component (GO): cytosol
Source: RefSeq, a predicted model, not a curated record
AUGUCCGACGUGGACGAGUUGAUAAACGAACUGUUUCCGGGGGAUGGUACCGAGCUAACCUCAGGGCUAAGCAUACAUUCCGUCAUGCAUGAUCUGCCUGCAUCCAAGGCGGACUGGGACGCAAGUGACGAGGAAGAUGGGAAUGCCAUAAGUGCAGAGGUGCAGCCUGUGAAGUCUCUAGUUGUAGGAAGUUCUAGGAAUGAAUCCACUUACACUCCCUCCAAAAUCCACUUUGAUGAGAGUGACGAGGACGACGCUGAACCCGACGUGGCGCAGACUUGCUCCUCUUUUGCCGUUCCAUUCCCAUUGUUGCCUGCUAAGAUUGGAAGCGCAUGUAUGGGGAAGUGUUUUGUUACAAACAUGGGAUCAAAGCUUCUUCAGUACCCUACGAUUGCCCAGCUGUUGUUUCUCGCACAAGGGGAGCACAGUAAUAAAUUUUCUCAAAAACAGUUACUGGAACGCAAAGGAGCUUUUUAUGCAGUUGAUGCCAAAAUUGGAAACGGCGCUUCUGACAAGCACAUGGAGGAUAUGGCUUGUCACGGCGGAUGCCCUAUGAUAAUAUGCCGAAGGUGUAACUAUGGAGUAAUACGCCUUCAAGGAGCUGCUUGGCAAGAUGGGGGGGGCAUGAUAGACUUGUACCUGACCGUGCGUAAUUAUUAUCCCGAUUGGAGUAGGCUGGUCAGCUCGUGUCCCGUAGGACAAACGAAAAAUGGUGAGCAAAAUAGGGUCCUAUAUUCACGCACCGGAUGCGCUGCGUACUGUUGCCAGUGUUCUUGGCUUACUGUGAGCUCUGAACAGGAGACGAUAGAGACUCUCCCAUCCGAUACUGUAGGAUAUGUAGGAAAAGAAAAUUACCUUUGUUUUGCCACUCAGUUGCCACUUCCGCAAGGAGAAAGACGAAGACCUCCACUAUGGCUCUGUCGAGGGCACAUACCACAUUUCUGA